GAGCUCUCUGUCGGAAACAUCCAACGUUUCAAUUUGUGCAUUGUAGGAGGUGCCACACAGUUGCUACUACAUAAGUAUUCUUGUCCACCCUCGGCUCUUAUGGCAAGACAUAUCAAUGACCUUUUCGAUCCAGAUACAUUUGAGACGAUAGCCGAGAGUCCUGCGGCAUACGUUACGCGUGCAUUCUAUCGCAAUGAUCAUUCAAAGGCACGAAUAGUGGCUAUCAAGAGCGCAUCCACAUUGCCUGAGUACUCAAAGGAACCUCAUGAUAUCGUCAAAGAAUUAAAAAUCCUAUCCUUGACCUCCAGUUUUAAUAUUGUUGAAGUGUUGGGUCAUACGUACGACCCAGCUAUUCAUUCCCUGCACUACUGGAUGCCUUGGAUUCCAUAUUCAUUGGCUGAAGUACUGGAUUCUCCUUUGUUCUCUCCCUAUCCUCUUCCGACUCGUCCGGAAGACGAAUCCGCACAAAAUUCGAAGGUCGCAGAGUUCAUAUUACUGGCAAAAUCCCUGAUUUUUCAGUUGAUCUCAGCAGUGGCUUACCUUCACGACCCAUCGCUUGGAAUCGCUCACAGAGACAUCAAGCCUCGAAAUGCUCUCUUGACUCCUGAAGGAUGUCUCAAAUUGAUCGAUUUUGGGGUGGCCUGGCAUGAAGCAACAUGUUCUUCUGCUGAUGUUUUGUGGCCCGAAAUUCCUGAUAGGUUGUACUUUGACGUAUGCACUGGGUCACACCGAGCGCCUGAGUUAUUGUUCGGUGCUACAACGUAUGAUCCUCUUGCAGUUGACCUCUGGAGUGUCGGUACGACGUUCGCGGAGUUCUUCACUUCUCUCCGACUUGUUCGCAAUUCCGAUGAAGAUGAUGACGAUUUUAACGACCAUGAAGAUAUAGACGGUGGACCCAGGAAGCCUUUCAUUAUUCCUUCUUCCAUAGCGCAGGACAGGACGCCUCCUGGUUCUUACUGGUCGCGAGAGCCGUUGUUUGAUUCAAGCAGAGGAUCGAUUGGACUUGCGUGGAGUAUUUUCCAAAUCCGAGGCACACCCACGGAGCAGACGUGGCCAUCAUUCAAAACAUUGCCAGACGCGCAGAAAAUAGAUUUUCAAUCAGUCCCAGGUGUGGAUCUUGCUACGCGUCUGCCAAAUCUUCCACCGGGAAGUCAUGCUGAAUCCAGCCUGUCGCAUUUCCCUACACGAACACCAGCUCCUUCACCAUUGGAUCUCCUUCAAGGUUUCCUCGUAUACCCUCCUGAAAGACGGCUGAAAGCGGCUGAAGCAUUGCAUCACCCGUGGUUCUUGGAAGGCAUACUUGUCCUUCCUGAAGGAUAUCCAGUCGACUUUGGUCAUGGUAAAGUUGUUCCUACGAUACAAUAUGGACUGCAGGAGUUGCUUCGAAAAUAUGUCCCUCAUUGACCAUUACUGAUAGUACAGUAUUAUUCAAGUAGAUUACAACGAGAUAUUCUGAACAAAGAAAGAGACAGUAAUCAUACAGAUUCCACGCCUGUCCGAGUGCCAUUAAUGGGAAUAGUAUGCAGAGCUCGAUUAUCGAUGGAAAUGCCUGUACAUGAUCAUCAAUCAGUACAGUUAAAACGGAAAGACAGGAAGGCUUACUUCGUGUUGCAUUGGAUGUCUUGUAGAUACCAAUCAGUCUAUGACUCAAUUCGAACAUAUCGUUUCUGUA
Molecule: messenger RNA, 1672 nt
Organism: Somion occarium
Lineage: Eukaryota; Fungi; Basidiomycota; Agaricomycetes; Polyporales; Cerrenaceae
Source: the annotation of a GenBank genome assembly